Molecule: messenger RNA, 1620 nt
Organism: Nerophis lumbriciformis (worm pipefish)
Lineage: Eukaryota; Metazoa; Chordata; Actinopteri; Syngnathiformes; Syngnathidae
Source: RefSeq, a predicted model, not a curated record
AUGUCUGUUAUUCCCCGCAAGCAUGUGUGUGUCAUCGACUUCGCAGGAGGGAACUUGCUGGGUUGUGGCAGGACAGAGGUGAGCCAAAUAAGUCACUUGAUAGAAGGAGACAUGGAAGACAUCCAGGAGAAUCUACAGCAUGAGGAGGAUUCGUCUGUCGGCGACUUUGCAUCCUCGUCUUCCAGCAAUCACCCUCCUUUACGCUCCACGCGACUUCCUGUCCAAAGGAGCAGCGUCUGUUCUCGGGCUUAUUUCGUCGUGGUGAUGGUCUUCUUUCACGUCUACAUUCUGAAUGUUAUCGCCCUAUUGCUAUACGUCCACUACAAUAACGGCCCCGGGAAUAUCGUCAGUAGUGAUGGGACUUCCUCUGCCGGCGAGGGGGAAAGUCCUUCCCUUGAGUCCAUGCCUCCCCCAAGAGAACCCCAUGAAGAGGAGGAAAGUCAUGUCAUCAGGCUUCCUCGGAUUGAGGGGAUCAGGGUGGGACAUAUUCAGUCGGUGUCCCUCAUGUCUGAUAGAAGACACAAGAUGAAGACACUCAGCCUGAAACCUCUCUUAUUCGAGAUCCCUGGCUUCCUGUCAGAGGAGGAGUGCCGAGUGGUCGUGCAGCUGGCUCAACUCAAGGGUCUGAUUGAAAGCCAGAUGACAGCAGACAGCCAGGGACAAGAAGAGUCAAACCAGCCACUUCUGUCUCUGAGCAACGAGGAGGUCUUCAGUCUUUUGGACCUCAAUCAGGAUGGGUUACUGCAAAAGCAGGAGAUUGUCAGCCACUCACAUUCUCGAGAUGGGACUUGGUUGAGUCCCAAAAAUCUGCGUCAGAUACUCACUAGCCUGGAAGCCUGCUCCACAGGGAUGCUUAACCUGGAGGAUUUUCAACAUGUUUACGAUCCAUCCCAAGGACAAGAACAAAGUGGAAAGCUCCGCAAUCAGUUCAACCAGAGAAGAAAACAUACAGGGCUUUAUCAAGGCCCGGGAUCACAUCACGUGCUACAGAAACUUAAAAACAGAGUAAUAACCUUGACACGCCUGCCAACCGCAUUGGUUGACAUGAGCGAGCCGCUGCAAGUGUUUCGGUAUGAGCUUGGAGACUUCAGCGACGCUCAUCAUGACAGCAGCAAUCCUCAUGCGGAGACCGCCUGCUCGCACACACGACUGGCAGGAAAUGCCUCUUCCCUCGCAGAGAUCUCCUGCAGGUAUCUUACUGUGUUGAUCUACCUCAGUUCUGUUGAAGAGGGCGGUGAGACCACAUUUCCUGUGGCCGACAACCGUACCUAUGAUGAACAGGCACUGAUCCAAGAUGGAGUUGAUUUAACAGACACCCGGAAGACAUGUGGCCAAGGGAACCUCAGAGUUAAACCCACGGUUGGGACGGCACUCCUCUUGUACAACCAUCUCUCCGAUGGCCAAGGUUGGAUGGGUGAACUGGAUGAGUAUUCGCUGCACGGUGACUGUGUGGUGAAGCGUGGCCUUAAGUGGGUUGCCAACAGCUGGGUAAAUGUGGACCCGGACUAUCAGCAGCAAGCACAUUACCAAAGUCUACUUACUGAAAGGCAUGACGCUAAGUCAGACAUGGAAGAACGUUCCCUACCGCUUUCACACUUUGACCUCCACCAAGAUCUUUAG